UUUCCGGCCCGGGUGGGUCGGAGCAAGGAAGUUGCGCCGCCGACUCGUGCCGCCGCUCUUGGCUACGCGGUGCGCGCGGGGCUGCCGGCUGCCGCCGCCAUGCCGAUGAAGGGCCGGUUCCCGAUCCGCAGGACGCUGCAGUACCUGAACCAAGGCGACAUCAUCUUCAAGGACGCCGUGAAGGUGAUGACGGUGAACUACAACACGAGGGGGGCUUUAAGCGAAGGAGCCAGAAAAUUUGUGUUUUUCAACAUACCUCAGAUUCAGUACAAAAACCCUUGGCUUCAGAUUGUGAUGUUUAAGAACAUGACACCAUCGCCAUUCUUAAAAUUCUAUUUAGAUACUGGAGAGCAAGUCCUGGUUGAUGUGGAAGAGAAGACUAACAAAGAGAUCGCAGAACAUGUUAAGAAAGUUCUUGGUAAAAGCGAGGAAACACUGCAGGGAGAAGCACAAGAGAAAAUGAAGCUACGGCAUCCCGCAACGUUUGGCCCCAAAAAGUACCACUUGCGGGAAUGUAUGUGUGAAAUUGAAGGCCAAAUUCCCUGCCCUGGUAAAGUGCCAUUACCAAAGGAGAUGACUGGGAAAUAUAAAACUGCCAUGAAAGAGAGUGCUGCUUCCUAAGCCAACUUUCUACAGCAGGGAGUAAAGCAUUUAGACUGACAUGCAAGUGGGCAUCUUAACACUGAUGACAACACAUUGGUCUUUUUACAAACCAUCAUUUAAGUAACAGAAAAAUAUCUGGACUUACUUAAAACAAGUAAGGAUGAAUCUUUUAAAUAAAUUCUGGAAUUGUUCUUGUGAUGGACUGGAUUGUGAAUAUAUAUGUUUGCCAUUUGUUUUUAAAUCAAAGGAGAACACAUCUUGGUCGAACCCUGGUUUAAUGAAUCGUGUGCUUUUUUUGUCUAACAUACAACCAUCCAAAUACAGAAUCCUGUCUAUAUAUGUGCCUGGUCUUGGGAGGACAGGCUCCCCCUUCACUCAAAUAGCUGCUCUUAGUGGCAAAGGCUCUGGAUUUAACAAAUCUCUGGAUUAUGUGCAAGUUUUAGGUAUGCCGCAGAUCUGUAGGAGCAGUGGAAAAGGGCAGGGUAUGGGUUGUAUUGGGUGUCAGCUUGACUUCCUAGAGAUGGUUAUGGUUAAACAGCAUGGUUAUGGUUAUGGUUAAACAGUUUUGGUGUUUAUAAAAGCAAAUACAUCCAUGCAAGAGUGAAUAAUGCCUGCUAAAGUCCCGGCAACAAAGGUAGCUAAAAAGAUCUCCAGUGGUUAGAUAGGCAAGGAGAAGGACCAGUCCUGAAGUCUGUCUAUCCAACUAGCGUGAAUGAGGCUGGUUUGCGUAAUGUACACGUGGCAGGAAUUAAAUUACCAGGGCACAGAAAUUAAAAGUUUAGAAUGAAGUAACAAAACUGAAUCAACCCCCAAACUGCUUUUGCUGGUAAUAGGUUGAGCUGCCCCAUAUGAAAAACACAAGAGCUAGUGGGUGGAGGUGGUGUAGUCAAAAUAUUUUUUUCUAUUCAAAACCAUAGGGCCUUGAGAAAACUUGGCAUUAAAAUUUACUGCAUUUCUCCCCCAGUUUUGGUUAAGGCUGUUCUUUAAAAAAAGAUAAAGGUAAAGGACCCCUAACAGUUAAGUCCAGUCACAGACGCCUCUGGGGUUGUGGCACUCAUCUCACUUUACUGGCCGAGGGAGUCGGCGUUGGUCCACAGUUUUUCCGGGUCAUGUGGCCAGCAUGACUAAGCCGCUUCUGGCGCAACGAAACACCGACACCAGAGCAGCACACGGAAACACAUUUUACCUUCCCGCCAGAGUGGUACCUAUUUAUCUAUUUGCACUGGCGUGCUUUUGAACUGCUAGGUUGGCAGGAAAACUCAAAAGGGAAGGGGCUUGUUGAAAGUGCAGCAACUGACUUGGGCCUCUUAUUUAACACGAAAAUCACACAUACAAACCAACAUGUUAUUUUAUUUCUUCGAAGCUUGCCAAAUUAAGAGUAGUGCAUGCAAGUAUAUAAACAGAUGUCUUUAAUGUUAAUUCUCACAAUGGCAUGGUUUUGUUCUGUUUCAUAGUGUAAAUUCAGUAGUACAAAUGGAAGGCUGUCAAAAUGUGAGUCUACCACCAUCCUAUCAAGAAGGCUAGUUACAUUUCACACUUACUCGCAGUCAGAGCUACAAACCAACAUAGUUACUAGUAAAAAUACAUCAAUACUAUGUCUUUAAAGAGUAUUAGACCUUGGAGUACCUAAAAACAAGGCAGAAUUGAUGUAACAAGGAAAUAUAUUUUAAAUGUAAAAAAAAGCCACUGAAACGUUCAUUUUGGCUGGGAUAUACAAAGUAUGCCAGUUAAGUCUGGUGUCUUGAUGCUUAGAAUAAAGUAUAGAUGGUUUUGUUUUAGACAAACCACUGCUCCUUAGCUAGUAGUCACAUAAAAGCUGUGGUGCUUGCUUACUUUAGCUAUAUACAUAAAUUUAUUUAUUUACUGCAUUUUACUACACAUCUCUGGUUACCCAAUAUUUAGCCUGUCCUGUUAGAUUUGUUAGGUGCACCUGUUCCACAAGCCCAAUCCCAGUUAUUUCCAAUUAGGAAAAAGAAAAACACCUUAAAUUCUUAGGUCAUCUGCCCUUACUACUCUUGCCCCAAGUUCUGUCUUCAGGUCUGUUUCCACAGGAUGGCUCAAUGCAAUUCUGAGUGCUUUUUAAACAAUAUAGUUUUAGUCAAUACUUUGUAAAUCAAAUUAAUUUUGUAGCUGAGCUCAUUUUCCUCCUACCCCGCCUCACCAAAGCUACCACUGAAACAGUUUUAGUCAAUACUAUAUGUAUAUUAAAUUAGUUAUUUAACUGAGCAUAUUCCUCCCACCAGACAGAAAAAUCGAAUGAAAGGGAAACUAGAAGGAAUAGGGUUUUUUUCUAAAUCGCCUAAAGCCAUGCCCCAAAUAAAGAAGUUAUAUAGAAUUGAUUCUGUAAAGUGCUACUUUUACUCUUGACCAUAUUAAGCACCUCCCAAGUAACAACACAUCUCUGUAAACAUUUUUCUGGAAUCCCAACAGUUUGAAUUACUGUUCAGGUUUAGAAAUCCUGAACCAGCUAUUAGUGUCUUGCUACUCCUGGAUUAAUCCCUUGUUUCUGUGUGUAGUAUUUAAGCCAACGCUUUUGAAUGUGUGAAAAUCUACAUUUUUUUAUACAGCCAAGCUAACUCAGGUCCCAACUAAUGGGCCUUUCGCCCACUCAUGACUGAAGCAAAAUUUGAUUUCUAGAAGUCCAUAAUAAUCCUCAGGAGUCAGCCCCCAUGUGUAACAUUCAAAUUGUUCU
Messenger RNA from Zootoca vivipara (common lizard), 3295 nucleotides. RefSeq names its product mitochondrial ribosomal protein S25 (gene MRPS25). Gene Ontology annotation, molecular function: structural constituent of ribosome. The record is from RefSeq and is a predicted model, not a curated record. NCBI's taxonomy places the organism in Eukaryota, Metazoa, Chordata, Lepidosauria, Squamata, Lacertidae. Gene Ontology annotation, cellular component: mitochondrion.